CUAUGGUAACUGCUCUCCGUGGUGGCUAAGCUGCAGUAAGAGCGACGCCCUCUUUCACCGAGGCGGAGUGAUUCAUCACACGAUGCAUAUACGAUCUGUACGCAUGGCGCCGUGUUUACGGCUAACACGGCAGACUGCAGACUGACCGAAGGAGACUGUGUGUGUGUGUGCGUACCUGUGAGUUAUUCCAUGUAACUGCGCGAACCGCUCACUUAUCUAUCGACCGAGGGCGUUAGAAAACCAAAGAAUUUGACCUCAACCGCAGCAAAAAGGUCAAAUAUUCAUUUUAGCCCGCUAGUAUGAAGGUGAAUUACCACAACAACGCGGUGCGUGUGUGCAUGAUGAGCGGCUGAGGAGGAGGAGGAGGAGGAGAAGAAGGAGGCUGCGGUCUGAAGCCAGAUUUUAUCCUGGAUAUUUCGAAACAAACGCCGUGCCGUUUACUUAACGGGGCACUGUACAAGUGGAAUAUGUUACUGUAUGCCCCAGUCCAUCUCGGUCCAUCCCAAUUUUAGGGGAGGUUUGACCCGUUUUCUGCCUCCUGAGGAUCCUCCAGCAACAGCAGCGGGACGGUGAACGGUUUUUCCUCCAGAUAUGGAGUGUGAAGAUGCGGAUUACAGAGGAAUCCCCGCCGCUAGUUUAGAUACAGUGGUCUUAUAUUCUCCAGUGCGGCGCUAUCCAAGAGAAGAAUAACUAUGAAUACAUAUUUUCUGACAUCGGGACUAAAUCGGUGAUAUCGCUCUCUAUAUAUGCUUUUUUAAUUUUAUUUUUUUUUGGAGCACGACUGGACUCCCGUUAGGAAACGUGAGAGUGCAAUCCUGCUAGCCUGUUUGUAGUAGCUAUUAGCUCCAUUAGCCGGCUAACAGCUAAAAGGUGCUGGCUGGAGCUUAAAAGGCGUUUUGAUAACUCUGACUGGGUUUUCCCCACGUUUCCUUCCCACAGCAUAUUUAUUUACUGGAUUUAAAGUGUGAUUCACUCAUUCGGGGAUGAGGUCUCGAAAGGAAAGGAGCCGCUUGACCUUGUUUUGGGGUCUGAUGCUGGGUCUUUCGUCCUGCCUACGGCCCGCCACCGCAGAAAUCUGUGGACCCAACAUUGAUAUUGGCAAUGACAUCACUGAAUUCAGGCGUCUGGAGAACUGCACAGUGGUGGAGGGCUACUUGCAGAUCCUCCUCAUUGGUGACAAAAACAACAACAUCAACAACCAGGAAGUCUUCCGCUCCCUCAGCUUCCCCAAGCUGACCAUGAUCACAGACUACCUGCUGCUAUUCCGGGUAUCCGGCCUGGACAGUCUGAGCACACUCUUUCCCAACCUCACUGUCAUUCAUGGUCGUAACCUCUUCUACAACUACGCCCUGGUGAUUUUUGAGAUGACCAGCCUGAAGGACAUCGGCCUGUACAACCUGAAGAACAUCACCCGUGGAGCCAUCCGUAUUGAGAAAAACCCUGAGCUCUGUUACCUGGACUCCAUUGACUGGUCCCUCAUCAUGGAUGCAGAAUUCAACAAUUACAUUGCUGGAAACAAGCAGUCGAAGGAGUGCAGUGAUGUUUGCCCAGGUAUCAUGGAGAACAACCCCCAGUGCAGCAAGACCAUGUUCAACAACAAUUAUAACUACCGUUGCUGGAACUCCAAUCAUUGCCAAAAAGUGGGGUGCCCAGAGAAGUGUGCACUGCGAGCGUGCACAGCAGACGGCGAGUGCUGCCACCCUCAGUGUCUGGGCAGCUGCACAGUCCCCGAUAGUGACACAGCAUGUACUGCAUGUGUGCAUUACUAUUACCAAGGCCGCUGCAUGGCUGACUGCCCCCCAGGCACCUACAAGUUCGAGGGCUGGAGCUGCAUCAGUGCCGAGCUUUGCUCCAAAGCCCAAUUUACCGACCUUGACAGAUACGUUAUCCAUGGAGGAGAGUGCAUGCCUGAAUGUCCAUCUGGGUACACACGUGCUGCACCAAACAGUAUGUUUUGCACAGCUUGUGAUGGUCUGUGUGAUAAAGUAUGUGAUGGGAAGGUCAUCGACUCCAUGACUGCUGCUCAGUCUCUCAAAGGCUGCACUGUUAUCAAAGGCCACCUGCAAAUCAACAUCCGCAGAGGCCAUAACAUGGUGGCAGAGCUGGAAAGUUUCACAGGUCUGAUCCAAAGGGUGACUGGUUACGUACGGAUCAUACACUCGCACACACUGAGCUCCCUUGCAUUCCUUCGGAGCCUGAGAUACAUUGAUGGAGAAAACCUCCAUGAAGACAUGUAUGCCUUCUCUGCAUUCGACAACCAACAGUUACAGUAUCUUUGGGACUGGAAGCAGCACAAUCUGACCAUCAAAACAGGAAAGCUGUUCUUCAGAGCCAACCCUAAGCUGUGCAUGUCCGAGAUCCGCAAAAUGUGGAACAAAACAGGCAUCCAGGCCCGCUUUGAUGAGAGUGAUUUCCGAAACAACGGCGACAGAGCCAGCUGUGAAAGCACUAUUCUGAAAUUUAAGUCUAACAGCACCAGCAGCACAAGGAUCAAGCUGACAUGGCAGCGCUACCGGCCCCCUGACUACAGAGACCUCAUCAGCUUCAUUGUCUACUACAAGGAAGCGCCCUACCAGAACAUCACAGAGUUUGAGGGACAGGAUGGCUGUGGCUCCAACAGCUGGAAUAUGGUGGAUGUGGAGCUGAGGCCUGACAAGGAGUCAGAUCCUGGAGUUCUUCUGUCCAACCUGAAGCCGUGGACACAAUAUGCUAUCUUUGUUAAAGCUAUCACACUCACAGUGGAGGAUAGACACAUGCCAGGAGCCAAGAGCAAGGUGGUCUACAUCCGCACCAGCCCCUCAGCACCCUCCAUGCCUCAGGAUGUGCGAGCGUACUCCAACUCAUCCACUCAACUGGUGGUACGCUGGUCGCCCCCUGUCUCAGCGAAUGGCAACCAGACGUACUACUUGGUAAGAUGGCAGCAGCAAGCGGAAGACCGAGAGCUCUAUCAGCACAAUUAUUGCUCCAAAGAGUUGAAGAUUCCCAUUAGGAUCGCUGCCAUAGGGGUGGGAGACCAGGAAGAGGAGACAAAGCCGACUAAACUAAAUCCAGAUGGGGCAGGUAAAGGCUGUUGUCCCUGCCCCAAAUCAGUGGAAGACCUGGAGGCUGAAGCUGCUGACGCCUCUUACCGAAAAGUCUUUGAAAACUUCCUGCACAACUCCAUUUUCACACCAAGGCCAGCAGAUCGUCGCCGCAGAGAUCUGUUUGGCAUCGCCAACUCUACUCACUCCCGCCGCAACCACCUGCACGGCAACAGUAGCAGUGCCCCUCCUCUUCAAGCCGCUGGCAACAGCAGCACCCCCGAACAGGAUCCGGCAGACCAAGAAUUUGAAUUCAUUGAGCAAUCAGUGACAGAACGUGAGCUGCAGAUCUCUGGCUUGCAGCCUUUUACGGUUUACCGCAUCGAUGUUCAUGCGUGCAAUCGACAGGUCGUACGUUGCAGUGCAGCGGAGUUUGUCUUCUCCAGAACCAAGCCUGCAGAAAAAGCCGAUGACAUCCCGGGUCCAGUGACCUGGGAAGGCCACGAGGACUGGGUGUUUCUGCGUUGGCCGACGCCGCCUCGUCCCAACGGACUUAUCCUCAUGUAUGAGAUCAAGUUUAAACUGGGUGCUGAGACUGAGAAGCAUGAAUGUGUAUCUGGUCAAAUGUAUCGGGCCCAGCGUGGCGUUCGGCUGUCCAACCUCAGUCCAGGAAACUACUCAGUCAGAGUGAGAGCCACGUCUCUGGCUGGCAAUGGCUCCUGGACACAAACUGUGGAUCUCUAUGUGGCUGAACGAUAUGAAAAUAUCUUCUACGCCAUGAUCUUUGUUCCCAUCUCCAUCAUCAUCUUCAUCUGCCUUCUGAUUGGAGUGAUGGUUGUCCUCAACAGGAAAAGGAACAGUGAUCGGCUCGGAAAUGGAGUUCUGUACGCGUCAGUGAACCCAGAGUACUUCAGCGCAGCAGAAAUGUAUGUACCAGAUGAGUGGGAAGUGGCACGGGAGAAGAUCACCUUGAGCCGGGAGCUUGGCCAAGGGUCAUUUGGCAUGGUGUACGAAGGCAUAGCCAAAGGUGUGGUCAAAGACGAACCAGAGACGCGUGUUGCCAUUAAGACUGUUAAUGAGUCGGCCAGCAUGAGAGAGCGGAUUGAGUUCCUCAAUGAAGCCUCCGUCAUGAAGGAGUUCAAUUGUCAUCAUGUGGUUCGUCUCCUGGGAGUGGUCUCUCAGGGCCAGCCCACCCUGGUUAUCAUGGAACUGAUGACCCGAGGAGAUCUAAAAAGUUAUUUGCGCUCCUUGCGACCUAAAGAGCAACAGUGGUCCAGCCUCUCUCUCCCUCCUCUGAAGAAGAUGCUUCAGAUGGCAGGGCAGAUUGCUGAUGGCAUGGCUUACCUCAACGCCAACAAGUUUGUCCACCGAGAUCUGGCAGCCAGGAACUGCAUGGUAGCCGAGGACUUUACUGUUAAGAUCGGAGAUUUUGGCAUGACCAGAGACAUCUAUGAGACAGAUUACUACCGCAAAGGUGGUAAAGGUUUGCUCCCCGUACGUUGGAUGUCACCCGAGUCCCUGAAAGAUGGAGUCUUUACCACCAACUCGGAUGUCUGGUCAUUUGGGGUUGUGCUGUGGGAGAUUGCCACUCUGGCAGAACAGCCCUACCAAGGUCUCUCUAAUGAACAAGUUCUCCGUUUUGUCAUGGAGGGGGGGCUUCUGGAGAAACCUCAGAACUGUCCCGAUAUGCUGUUUGAGCUGAUGCGAAUGUGUUGGCAGUACAAUCCUAAGAUGCGUCCAUCCUUUGUUGAGAUCAUCAGCAGCAUAAAGGAUGAGCUGGACCCGUGUUUCAGGGAUGUCAGUUUCUUCUACAGCGCCGAUAACAAGCCCCCCGAUGCGCCGCAGCUCCACCUGGAAAAGCUAGACAACAUGGAAGAUGUUCCUCUGGACGUUCCGUCAUCGACACAACUGCAGCAGACUCCAGCUCCCCAACAGACGCCCCCUUCCCCAAGCUCAGAAGCACCACCUGGCCCAUCGCUAGCUCCCAGCUCACCUUCCUCUCCCUGCACGUCGAGAGCUGCCAUGGACAAGCACCCCUCCGGCCAGCAAGCAGCUAAUGGGCUGUCGGGGGCGGGGCACGCAGCGGGGGCGGGGCUCGGGACGGGCUCGAGCGUCACAAUGCGGCCGUCUCUGGACGAUCUGCCACCAUACGCGCACAUGAAUGGAGGACGCAAAAAUGAGCGUGCCAUGCCUCUCCCGCAGUCCUCUGCCUGCUGAUUGGACAACCCACCAGACUGCAAACCUUCCAUCUGCUGGACAUCUCAGUGGAUGGAAUAAAAAAAUUUUUGUUGUUGUUGUUUUGGGGAAUUUUUUUUUGUUUGUUUUUUAAAUCAAAUACAGCAAACCGCGCGGUCCACUAGCUGGAUGUGACCAUUCAGUGAGACUUACAGGAAGACGGAGCAAACAUGUUCUUCUUUUUCUGUUUUUCCUUUUCAUAAAGUUUUGGUUUCUACCAGCUGGCUGUCCAACGUGACACUGCCCUCGAGUGGGAAGAUCAAAAACACUACAAAUAAGAAAAAUAUCAAUAAUUUGUGAGAUCUCUUUCUCUCUCUUUAUGGCUGAACUUAUUUUAUAAUCCAUCAUUUGUUACUUUUUUAUAUGUAUUUACAAAUGGGAGAAGAAAAAUCUAUAGGCCUUUAUAUAAAACGAGCGGCGUUUUGUUUGCUUUUGAACGGGCAUUAUGGUGAAAACGUUAAGCAUAUCUAAUGAAGAAGAAACUCUUAAGAGUGACUGGCAUGUCUCGUCGGUCGUUCAGUAGUGUGGUUGCUCUGCAGGCUGAGUGUCAGCGUAAUGCCGGAUCAACAGCCAACUCGCUGAAACAAACAACCAGAGGGGGAAAGGUCAACUCUGCCAAAUUUAUUGCCAAAUUUAUACUGUUUGUCAGAUUCUCUCUUCUGCAGUUUUGCCCUGUAAUUCUCCAACACACUCCAUUGAAAAUUAAAGCAAAACAAAUCUGCUACUGCACUAUUUUGAAAUAAAAGGGAUAUUACCUUCCCUCUACAGUGCUACACUACAGUAAAUCUGACAUUAUAGACUUUGAAAUUAUCUGAAAUUGAGCCACAUCUUUUCACAAAGUGCUGUACCAUUACGGUUAAACCGCCAAAUACAGUCCAUAAAGAAGCAAAAAAAAAAUUAAAAAUUAAAAAAACAAACAAACUCAAAGCGAGGACUGCGGAUGGAAAAAGUGUAAAUGGGAAAAACAAACAUAAACAUGAGUUGUACAACGUCUCUCAGUCGGGGUUCUCCGAGUUCAGAGGCGUCUUUGUUGUUGUAUUCGAACAGGUAUUUUUUUAGGCUAGUCAUCGGUCUCCAACAUUUACAACAUCUCUCUGUGGGCAGAGCAUUUAUGUACACACCAGUUGUUUGUGUCACUUUUCUAACUUUUCUACAGUUGGAGACAUUCAUCGUGUACAGAAAGAAGCUGCUAUUCCUUAUUUCUCUUUGUGGUUGUAAUAUAGUCAAUAUCUAUAUAUCAAAAAGAGAAAAAAAAAACUCCUUCAGGUUGGAUCUACGAACGUUUCAACUACAGUCCAUUUUUUUUUAAUGCUUGUAACUGUGUAAAGUGUAUCUGAGCUGGUUUCGUUUCUGUGUUUGCGUAUAAGGUACGACUAUUUGCCUUGUGUUUUGAAACACUUCCCCUCCCAUCUAAUUAGGGGACAGCGAUGGGGUGCGACGACCAUUGGUGUUCUUGUGCUCUCUCGGGACCCUUUUGCAUCAGUCCUCUAUGGUUUGGACUAAACCGCUUCUACCCAUCAUUAUCACUCUUAAGAGGCCAGGUGUCCCAACUAAAUCUCAGGUUAAAGAGGAAAGUUUAAUCCUGUUCUACUUUCCCGUUUGUUUUCUUCUUCUUCUUUUUUUUUCCUUGUUCUGUCAAACCCAGAGACAUCCAGCCUGGUGUGUGUUAAACCUCGGUCUCAUUCUUAUUCUCUCUGACUGCUUUUCUUUUUUUAACAAUACUCAAAAGCAGUGUUUUUACAACCGAAUGGUUGUCAGGCUGCGUUUGAUUUGACCUUUACACUUAUAUAUAGAAACCUAAUACUGACAAAAUGUAGAAGUGAGACAUUUCAAAAUGUAGCAUUAAACACUGAUAAACAAUACUGUUAGUUAAAUAAUUCAGAAGGCAUAUUAAAUAAAGAAAUAUGUAAUUUAUGAUAAUCUUCUAUUAUACCAGCUCAUCACCUUAGUUUCCCCCUUUUUUUUGGAGGGUUUGUGCACACUUGCUGUUUGUUUAGUGCCUUUUAGCCACCUAGCAGCAAGAAAACACUAAAAGGGGGCAUGCAGUGGCGUCGAGGUGAGCUAAUCCUAGUUAUCUACCUGAGCCACCUGGUUCACCCAAGCUAACUUAUUAUAAAACAAACUCCAGAGUAAAAAUUAAGUUGCUCACUUUAAUUACUCCUUUAUUUGUUACCAACUAUACAGGUGAUAAGUACAGUUUACAUUUUUACCUGAAGCAUUUUACCCAGCAAGAAAAUAUUAACACAUUUUCUUGCUGGCUCAUGCUAGUUAUACCUUUUUUUUCUGGUUUAUUAUGAAAGAAAAGUGUUCAUUAAAUCAUAUGCUGCCAUAAUAUGCCCUAAUUCAUGGUAAAAACAAGAGCCGAAUAUGAAGAUAAUUGUGUUAAAAAUGUGAUAUUUGUACCAGAAAUGGUCCUCAUGCUAGUUUAGUUGGGGGGAAGGUUAGCUGGAGCUAAGUGGCUAGCAGCUCUGUCAGAUGAUCCCCACACAUGCAUAAAAGUCCUGAAAAAGUAAUUAAUGACCAGAUUAAUCAUUAAAUGUGUGCCAAAACCCUCCCAAAAUCUCGGGCAAUAAAAGAUAAAAGGAUGUAUAAAAUGUUCUUUUUAGUCCGCAUUGUAAUCAUUUAGCUAACAGUAUUAUGUGAACUCACAUUUCUUUUUUUCUGAUACUGCAUUUUGUCAGUUUCAGGGCUCUGUGUUAGUGCCGUGUGCAAACCUUAAGAGUACAAUGCAAAACAUAAUUUAUGUAUUUCAGGCGAGUACAGAAACCUGUCUGUGGGAUACUUUCACCUUCUUCUAAUCAACUUCUGUCUCUUCAUCAGGGGUGGUUUUCUUUAGGCUGCUAGAGUAACCCAUAUUAUUUAUCUUUUUUCAACAUAUAAACGUGUGUUUGUAGAAGAUUGGGCUGAGACAUGGGUGAAAAUUAAUCUUAUAGCAUUGAGAGGUUUUUUUUUUUCCCUUUGGGAACAUUAAGAUGUCACAGGUGACACUAAAAGGAUUUAUAAAAGGAACAAGUAUUGAGGCCCUUCUCUUUGAGAAUAAAUCUUAAUGGUAUUCUUUAUGAAGAUUUACUGAAGAAAAACCAUAAUAUAUGAUCAGAGUGGACCACAUAGAAAGAUUUUUAAAGGUUUAUUUGCCUCUGAAAGCAGCAUUUGUGUAUCCCUUGCCCAAAUGUUUCUUGGUUAUUUAUGUCCUUUUUGUGUGAAGUGUAAAUCACUGUAAAAAAAAAAUAAUCCCCCAUUAGAUAUUUUUGUUUUCCUUCUGAUAUGUUGUCAUUUUGUUUUGUUUUUUUCUCUAUUGUGGGGGAAGGUCUUGUUAUUAAUCCUUCAACCAUCCAUCUACCUCACUUUUUUUCUUUUUUUUUUCCAAUCUAUCUACAUGUACAGAACAACAAAACAUCUCACCUACAGUUGACUGGCUGUAAUGACGAUCUCACUGCAUGCUGUCAAUAACAUGGUCAAAUCCAAACCACAAACCAAACCAUCCUGGAAACAUGGUAAAAGUUCCAAGGGGAAAAACAUGACCAUCAAACAUCUUGCUAUUGAAGUUUGGCCCACGAUGGCUUUUGUAUUUGGGCUUUCUAAAGUCUGGAGGAGCUGCUACAAGCAUACAAGAAUGGAGGAAGGGCAGUUCUGUCCUUUGCACCUACUCUGCACAUAAUCCACCACCACAUUAUAGGGUUACGAAGUAGCAUGUAGAAUCCCCCCUUUUUAUCUUUUGUAUUUUUCAGGUUAUCCUGUAAUAAAGUGGAUGAAGUUGUGACCUAAGCUAGCCACUAUAUGGCAAAUCCACCUAUUCGCUUGGUAAAACACACACAAUGCAAACUUUCUUUAUGGUACUAUAAAUUACUAACGUUUAAUAUGAAAAAAUAUAAUGAAGAGUAAAACUUAAAAAUGUUUUAUGGGUGUAUUAGGGCCACAUUGAGAAAUUACUAUAUAUUUUUUCAUUAUGUUGCCCUAAUAUUUGUACAGUUCUGGAUGCCAUUGUUGCUUGGAAAAACACUGUCGAGUGGGGUUUUCAAAGAGAGAAGUAAAUAUAGCUGUAAUUUAGUAGUAGUGCAUGAAACUGGGUCUACCUGAAGGCCAAAUUCGCACCUUUUAAAUCCCACACGUGACCUGUGCCAUGAUGGUUCCGACCUAGAAAGCCCACUGAAGAUGUUAGACAAUCAUUCACUUUAUUUUUCUGGUUUAUAAAGACAAUGCUGCUACUAUAUGCUGUUUUAAAACUUGUUUAAACACAUAAGGAUACAUAUAUGCAGGACUGCAGGCUGACAACCACCAGUUUCACCAUUUUCAGUGUGACAGUUUAAAUCCGUGAAAGCCCUCACUGCCUUUUAUUACACUUUGAAGCACCGCCGAGUCUAAAACGAGCUUUCUCUGGUGAUUUCUUCUUCUAGCUGUGGACAGUAUAGACCGGUUUCAGCAGGCACACAUUUUAUGACUUUUUUUUUCUGUCAAUACUUGCAGCAGGUAUUUGGUACAUAGAAAUGUUGAUAAGUGAAGGUUGUGUGACUUCUGGAUUUCACUAUAACUAUUACUUGCUUCAUUUGAGGAUUUUUUUUUUCAA
Messenger RNA from Haplochromis burtoni (Burton's mouthbrooder), 9819 nucleotides. RefSeq names its product insulin-like growth factor 1b receptor (gene igf1rb). Gene Ontology annotation, biological process: positive regulation of phosphatidylinositol 3-kinase/protein kinase B signal transduction; glucose homeostasis; regulation of JNK cascade. The transcript has 21 exons. The coding region runs from base 984 to 5237 and encodes 1417 amino acids. Gene Ontology annotation, cellular component: axon; membrane; insulin receptor complex. Gene Ontology annotation, molecular function: insulin receptor substrate binding; ATP binding; insulin receptor activity. The record is from RefSeq and is a predicted model, not a curated record. Lineage: Eukaryota; Metazoa; Chordata; Actinopteri; Cichliformes; Cichlidae.